AUGACGAUAGGAGCCGUCUGGGACACCAGAUUUUGGGCAUCAACAACGUACAACGGUGUUUUUCAAGGUGAUUUAACAAACGAGGAGUUUGAGCAUAUCUUCCAAUUUGUUGUCAACAACGAAGACCGCAUUAAUACUACAGUCAAUUUUGUAAUAGGAAUUGGGUUUGACAUGACACAGAGAGAUGAGUUUGAGUUUGCGUUGCCAGGAGUAAAUUAUUACAAUGUCCUCUACAGAUUACGAAGUCUUUCCGACUUAGAAAUCGAUACACUCUUCAGGGUGAUUAAUCUUCCCAGACACAUUGAACGCGUCCAGAAUGAAAUACCAAUGUUUAGCAUGUACUCUCUAGACGUGAAAACAUCACUUGUAGAUGCCGCUGUGGGUAAAACUCUUACUGAUGAUGUGAAACAUCUGAUUAAUGAUCCGAAUAGUUCAUGGACUAAGGUUGCGGUAGUUUAUUUAGACAACGAAAAUGUCUGGAAUUCUGAACAUUUAGGUACCGUCGCAACAGAGAAGAGAAUGAGGACAAACUGCAAGGUAUUCUUCUCAUAUGGUCAGUCAUAUAAUCCGUCUAUUUCCGAGUACAACCCUUGCUCUAAAGAAUACGAAAUAUUCUACCCAUAUGGACCGGAGAUUGGUGAUGAAACAAAUCCAAUUAAUGAUGAUGGAAGCUCUGGUGAACAGUUUAUAUCGAUCCCGUUCCCGUUUUUUGAAACGUUCCAUGAUUCUUUAUGGAUAAACACCAAUGGUAUCAUUUCCUUUAUAAUGGGAAUAGAAGAGUAUACCCCGCACCCAUUUCCUUUGGGCGAUACCUGGCGUGUUGUCGCACCGUUUUGGGCAGAUGUUGACACACGAAAUGGAGGAAAUGUGUUCUGGCGACAAACGACAGAUGAAAGACUACUUGCAAGAGCUACUCGCGAUGUAAUCACAAAUACAAUAGACCAACCCCACUUCAAAUCAAUAUGGAUGUUAGUAGCAACAUGGGACGAUGUUAGUUUCUACGGAGGAUAUGAAAGCCAAUCCAGAAACACUUUUCAAGCAGUGCUGAUAACAAAUGGACGACAUUCGUUUACUUUAUUUAAUUAUGGGAAUAUAACAUGGACCACAGGGACAGCUAGUGACGGUGAUACCAAUGGUCUUGGUGGAACACCUGCAAAGGUUGGCUUUAACGCAGGAGACAAUUCAACAUACUUUACAGUACCUACAUCAUUUACUCAUGAAAUAGUGAAUAUUGAGACUACUACCAAUGUGGGUGUGACUGGGCGAUACGUAUUCCGGGUUGACGAAAGAAAUGUUAGAGGAGUUGGAUGCAAUACGGAAGGGUCAUUGACGAUAUAUCCCACAACUGGUUCCAUGCUGGGCGGUGACCACGUGAUCGUCUCAGGAGUGUGUUUUAAUGACUCAUUUGUUUCAUCUAAAAUCCUAUGUAAAUUUGGUAGUAGCUAUACAGAAGGAACCAAAGAGAGUCAGACACAGGUUUCGUGCAUUACACCUAUAUUUUAUGAGAUUGGACGGAUAAAUUUUCAGGUUUCUAUAGACGAUGGUACUACAUACCCAUACACUGGGAUUUUUAAUAUAGUAAACAUCGAAAGGAAAGUAUCUCUUGUUACAAGAACAAACAUGGCCGCGUGGCUUGACCAUUCAGUGAAUAUGGUUGAACUACAAUGGGAUAGUUCAUUGUUGCCGUCGUCAAGGUAUGUGGAUAUCAAAUUAUACGGAUACAUGGAAGAUCAUCAUUCUGGUGAAUUUGGUUGGAUUGACACUGGAGCAGUUUUAAGUGGAUAUGAUAAUGGAGGACAACUUGCCUUUGAAAAAAGCGAAUUUAAUCCAAGCCCACUAUAUAGUAUUGGCGCUUUACGUAUAUCAGGGCAUGACGAGGAAAACACCGACGCUACAAACUUUCAUGCAUUGUGGAGUGACGUCCAUGAGCUAGCAUGGGUACACGGCAUUGAUGCAGGGGACUGGUGCUACAACUGGCAUAAAAGCGACGAAAAUGUUUCGCCAUCGCUCAAAGAUACUGUGCCUUGUCCAUGUACUCUACAGCAAGCUUUUGCUGAUAUUGGACGCUAUUCACCACAUCCUCGCUGUUCGACGAGAUCUGUGACAGAUGACAACUGUGUUGAUAUGCCAGGUGCAGUUCACUGCAUACGAGCUAAUGUACCAAGUGAUGAUGGAAGUGGGCGCGCAUGUUGCUAUGAAGCGGAUGGCACUAUUUUAAAUUCCGGAGAUGCGUUCGGCUCAGGAGCCUAUCAUCUCAGACAUCACGAGGGCGUAGCACCUUAUAUUGAAGUCGGAAAGGUACCUUAUCUCUCGCAUUUUCUGGAAGAUCUGUUACCUUGGAGGUAUUGUUGUCUUCAUACAGACUUUGAUGACGUUAAGUGUGGGAAAUUCUUUGCAAGAAGACCCUCACACGACUGUUCCGGAUAUGAAGCACCACGUCCAGCUACAUGGUUUGGAGAUCCUCACUUGAAAACUUUAGAUGGAUUGUCUUACACCUUUAAUGGCUAUGGAGAAUUCACCUUGAUAGAUAUAAACAAUAGGGGUUUCACACUUCAAGGUCGUAUGGCUCCCUUAGCAGAUAAUUCGGAUGCAACUGUAUUCACUGCCAUGGCAAUGCAAACCAAUAUGUCUGACACUGUUCAUAUAGCAAGGGAAAGAAGAUUUCUUGAUGCUUAUGUCAGGAUCAAAGGUCACCAAACAUGGGAAAUCGUGAACUUCGAAGAUAACCACUGGUGGGACUUCAAUGGAAAAGCAUUGUCCGCCGUAAUUCUUGCACCGUCUACAUUUAAAAAUCGGACAGUUGGAUUGCUAGGUACUUGGAAUGACAACACAGGGGACGAUCUUCUCGCAUCUAAUGGGGUAUAUGUAUCAGUUAAUUCAUCACUCCAGCAAAUUCACCAUGACUUCGGCUUGACAUGGAGAAUAUCUGCAGAAGAAUCGUUGUUUCGAUACAAAAUUAGUGAAACACAUUCUUCCUUAACAGACAUCACUUACCAACCUAUGUUUGGCAUUAUCGAAUCUGACAUCACCGAUGACGUCAUUGCUAUAUGUGGCGAUAAUAGGGAAUGUAUCUUCGAUUUGCAAAUAACCAACGACACAGAGACUGCACUAGGAUCGCUCGAAGCAUCACAUAUAUAUGAGGCUGUGAUCAAUGGAACCAUGCAAGUCACAACAUGUGGAUAUCUCGAGACGCCAACGUAUGGCAUUAAAACCGGGUCAUCCUACAUAACAGGUUCAGUAAUAACGUUUCAUUGCCUGCCUGGUUUUACUCUGAGUGGUUCUGCAACAAGUCAGUGCCUUGACGAUGGCACUUGGGAUAAUUACACGACCGCAUGUAAUAUCGUCGAGUGUGGGGAGGUUAUGGCACCAUCUCACGGUAACGUUAAUGGCGAUAUGUUUACCUAUGGGGAAAUCGUGACUUUUUCGUGUGAUGUAGGAUACAUAAUAAAUGGAGUGACUGAAAUCGAAUGCUUGGCAAGUGGCCAGUGGAAUGAUUCAACGCCUUCAUGUGAAAUCAUAGAUUGCGGCGUAGUCAAUGCACCAACACAUGGACACGUAAGUGAUGAGUUAUUUACAUACGGAGAAAUCCUAAGGUUUUCGUGUGAGAAAGGGUUCACACUGAAUGGAACAGCUGAGAUCGAAUGUUUUGCAAGUGGUCAGUGGAGUGAUAUAUCACCUGUAUGUGAAAUUGUAGAGUGUGGCGGCGUUAUAGCUCCGUUCCAGGGUAACGUACGUGGCAAGGUAUUUACUUAUGGAGAAGUCCUAAGGUUUUCGUGUGACGAAGGAUACACACUGAAUGGAGCAGUUGAGAUAAAAUGUUUGGCAAGUGGAGAAUGGAGUGAUGUAUCACCGGAAUGUGAAGUCACAGAUUGCGGCGUAGUCAUUGCACCAUCACAUGGAAACGUGAAUGGUGAGCUGUUUACAUAUGGGGAAAUCUUGCAGUUUUCGUGUGAUGAAGGAUACACAAUGAAUGGAGUAGCUGAGAUUAAAUGCCUGGCCAGUGGUCUGUGGAGCGAUGUGUCACCUUCAUGUGAAAAAACAAUGAAUCAAGAGAACAAAUCAUUGGUGAUGAUUGUAGCUGUGUCCUCGGCUGUUAUUGUGGUAGUGGUCAUAGUAUUGUGCGUGGUUUGGAUUUGCAUUACAUGCUCAAUUAAACCAAGAAACCACAGACAUGGCUCUGAGAAACCACCAAAUCAGAAAAGAACACCAAAUCGUACGUAUAUCAACGAGGACGUUGCACAUAGCCCAUAUGUUGUGGACCACGUAAUGUUUGGCAAGUACAUUAAGGAAGCGGAAACUCAUAAAAUGUCUCCUCCGGACACCUUGCUAGUUAAGACUGAGAAUGAUGAGAAUAUGUAUGGAAUGGACAAUCAUGGUAGAACUACAUAUAACCCAGUGUACGCUGAAGGGGGCUAUGACUG
This is a messenger RNA of Saccoglossus kowalevskii, 4421 nucleotides long. RefSeq names its product protein mesh-like. Lineage: Eukaryota; Metazoa; Hemichordata; Enteropneusta; Harrimaniidae. The record is from RefSeq and is a predicted model, not a curated record. Gene Ontology annotation, biological process: cell-matrix adhesion.